Molecule: messenger RNA, 306 nt
Organism: Histoplasma capsulatum G186AR
Lineage: Eukaryota; Fungi; Ascomycota; Eurotiomycetes; Onygenales; Ajellomycetaceae
Exons: 3
Coding region: 1-306 (101 amino acids)
Source: RefSeq, a predicted model, not a curated record
AUGCCACGGAAGAUCCCCGUGUACUUCAACCAACUACUAGCAACUAGUCAACUUCUUGGAAUGGUUGUUUGGCUCAUUGAUUGUGACAUUUCUCUGGAGUCACGGGAUCCGGGUACUGGUCGCUGGGAAGGGAUGAACGCCGAACACCACACAGUCGAUCGGAAUAAUAACCCGCGUUCAUCCAACUCGAAACAUGUUGUGGGACACACGGCGGAGCACAGGAUUUAUACAAGCAUUGGGGCCCCAGUCCCACCGCGCACAACUGCACAAGUGCCAGUUGCGGGCCUUUGCGCCGGCAUGAUCUAG